AUGGACUUCAUUUACUCGACGAGCGAAGAAUUAUGUGACGAAUGGGCAGAAGGUGUAUUGACUUUCAGGGUUAAGGAUGGAGUCCUUAGCAAGGAAGAGGAGAACGAUUACAUUGUGAUCAAUGUACUGAAUUCACCAGAAUCAGACCAGGUUUCUGCUAAUCGUGUUCAGCUCAGGGAUUUGAUGAAGGAAGAAGAUGAUGAGGAUGAGACUGAAAAUCAUUUUGUUAAUGUCAACAAUGAGAUGGUCUUACCUGAAGAUAAGGUUAUGAUGCAAGAGUUAGGCAAACAGGAAUAUGUGCCUUCGAAAGACAAGGGCAAACAGGUCAUAGUUGAGCCUGAAUUAGAUGUUUGUGAUAUUUGCAAAUCAAAUAUUGAUAGCCCUGGAUGCGCGUGGAAAAAGGAAACAUGCUGCUUGAGAUUGGAAUUUGAACCAGUUUGUAAGUGCAAUGAAAUUCAAAAUGCAUAUAAGGCUUACGAAGUUGGGAGUUCAAGUGAGGUUCGUCACAGCUUAGGGGAGUCAAGUUUCUCUGCUCUUGGCACUGUGCCAAAUCGUAUAAGUUACUCAGGGAUUUUACCUUAUUCUGGUAUCAUCUCUGUUCGAUCAGAUAGCACCGAUAGCAGGCCAUCCUUCUCUUUUCCCAUACUGCAAUCUGAAUGGAAUAUUAGUAGCCCAGACAUAAUGCCAAAAGAAUAUGAUUAUACUGCUGAUUCACAUGAUGAUGAUAAUGCUGAUUCACAUGAUGAUGAUCAUGACCAGAUCCAGAAGAAACGUGGUUGGAUGCAGGGCUUUCUUUGCUGCAGAUUCUGA
Gastrolobium bilobum is the source of this 810-nucleotide messenger RNA. RefSeq lists its product as uncharacterized. Bases 1 to 810 code for a protein of 269 amino acids. NCBI's taxonomy places the organism in Eukaryota, Viridiplantae, Streptophyta, Magnoliopsida, Fabales, Fabaceae. The record is from RefSeq and is a predicted model, not a curated record. Gene Ontology annotation, biological process: regulation of asymmetric cell division. The transcript is spliced from 4 exons.